Messenger RNA from Hippoglossus stenolepis (Pacific halibut), 5234 nucleotides. RefSeq names its product ADAM metallopeptidase domain 17b (gene adam17b). The transcript is spliced from 18 exons. Gene Ontology annotation, molecular function: metalloendopeptidase activity. Gene Ontology annotation, cellular component: plasma membrane. Gene Ontology annotation, biological process: Notch signaling pathway; membrane protein ectodomain proteolysis. NCBI's taxonomy places the organism in Eukaryota, Metazoa, Chordata, Actinopteri, Pleuronectiformes, Pleuronectidae. The coding region runs from base 194 to 2710 and encodes 838 amino acids. The record is from RefSeq and is a predicted model, not a curated record.
CCUGCCUGUUGCGUGUUGACUUGCAGAUUUCCGUCUUCCUGGUGCUCGGAGCGGAAACGUUUUGUUUUUCAUCUCAGUUCAUUCUUGACUUGUAUCAGCGGACGUGUUUGAACACUUUCUUCCAAACUGUCGCGAACGUGUUGCCUGUGAUGUUGGAGCUUUUAUUUUGAAGGAAGCAGCGGGGCCGGUAAACAUGAAACCGGACAUCACAGUUUUUACGAUCCUCGCGGUUCUCACGGUUUUAACCGAAGCGGUUCGAUCCGCAGACACCGAGCAACAGGAAGAAGCGUCUCUCAGGUCGAUGCUGGACGACUUCGACGUGCUGCGUCUGUCCAGCCUGCAGACGCACUCCGUCCGCCGCAGAGACGUCCAAACUCAGAGUCACGUGGAGAAAACGCUCAGCUUCUACGCCCUGAAGAGGACGUUCAGACUGUACCUGAGGACGAACGACGAGCUGUUCACUGAGGACUUCAGAGUGGCGGUCGUGGACGAGGACGGAGAGCAGAGCUACCAGAUCAACAGACACAACUUCUUCACCGGACAUGUCAUCGCUUGUGUGUUUCCAGGAGAAGAAAAUUCUCGAGUUCAGGCUCAUAUCGACGACCACGAGUUCUCCGCUCACAUCCUGACUGAUGAGGCAGAAUUCAACAUCGAGCCUCUGUGGAGGUUCACGUCAGCGCCCCCUGAUGGUCGCCUGCUGAUCUACCGCUCAGAGGACAUCAGGAACCUGAGCCGCCUGCAGCAUCCAUCAGUCUGCGGCUACGUGACCUCCGACCCCAGCCACCUCCUCCCUGACAGCGUUAAAACAGCCAAGUUGACGGAGCGGGAGGAAAACGAGUCUGUGUUCAGAGGGAAACGUCAGGUCCACGACCACAAGAGAAACACGUGUCCUCUGCUGCUGGUGGCCGACCAUCGCUUCUUCAAACACAUGGGCCGAGAGGAGGAGAGCACCACGCUCAACUACCUGAUCGAGCUGAUCGAUCGAGUGGACGACAUCUACAGAAACACAUCGUGGGACGAGGAGUUCGUUGGCUACGGAGUUCAGAUCCAGCAGAUCAUCAUCAACAAGAUUCCGAGCACUGUGGAUCCAGGAAAAAGUCACUUCAACAUGAGAGGAAGUCCAGAGAAGGGCAGAGACGUUUGGGACGUCAAGAAACUGCUGGAGCAGUUCAGUGUGGACAUCGCAGAGAACGCCUCCAACGUGUGCCUGGCGCACCUCUUCACCUACCAGGACUUUGAUGAAGGGACGCUGGGGCUCGCCUACGUCGCCCCGGCCAAACCCGACAUCCCCGGAGGCCUCUGCUCCAAAGCGUGUCCUUCAUCGGCAAACCAACAGAGAGCCAUUUACCUCAACACGGGUCUGACCAGCACUAUGAACUAUGGGAAGACCAUCCUGACGAAGGAAGCGGACCUGGUGACAACCCAUGAGCUCGGCCACAACUUCGGAGCAGAGCACGACCCCGACAACAUACCGCACUGCGCCCCCCGAGAGGACGAGGGAGGGAAGUACGUCAUGUACCCGAUCGCUGUGAGCGGAGACCACGUCAACAACAAGGUUUUCUCAAACUGCAGCAAACGCUCCAUCGUGAAGCGUCUGAGGUCGAAGGCGUUGUCGUGCUUCAGGGAGAGAAACAUUAACGUGUGUGGGAACUCUCGGGUGGAGCAGGGGGAGGAGUGUGAUCCUGGACUCCUGAACAUCAACUCAGAUCGCUGCUGCACGGACGACUGCCGCCUCAGACCUGGAGUUCAGUGCAGUGACAGGAACAGUGCGUGCUGUAAAGGCUGCUGGUUCGAGUCCGAAGGCGAAGUCUGUCAGGAGCCCAUCGACGCCACCUGCAAAGGACACUCCUAUUGCACAGGAAACAGCAGCGAGUGUCCGCCCCCAGAAAACGCUCCAGAUGAAACCGUGUGUCUGGACAGCGGCGAGUGUCUGACCGGAGAGUGCGUUCCGUUCUGUCAGGCCGUCCUGAAGCUGCAGCCCUGCGCCUGCAACGAAACCAACUCGUCGUGCAAAGUCUGCUGUCGGAGCAGCGGUGGCGCCUGCGCCCCCUACCAGGACGAGAUGGGUAACUUCCUGUUCCUGCGCAAAGGGAAACCCUGCACUGUGGGCUUCUGUGACGGAGCGGGGAAGUGCAUGAAGCAGGUGCAGGAUGUGAUCGAGCGUCUGUGGGAUUUCAUCGAUAAACUGGACAUCAACACGUUGGGGACGUUUCUGGCCGAUAACAUCGUGGGUUCAGUCGUGGCGUUCUCUCUGCUCUUCUGGGUCCCGUUCAGUAUCCUGGUUCACUGCGUGGACAAGAAGCUGGAUCAACAGUACGAGCAAAGCACCAAGUCGCUGUUCUUCCCCAGCAAUGCCGAGCUCCUGAGCAGCCUGGAGUCCGCAUCUGUUCGGAUCUUCAAACCUCCGACCUUCCCCACCGCCGCCGCCCCCCUUCGUUUCCAGCCGUGCAGCCCCCAGCAGACCAGCACCCCCCCGGGCUCCGACACAGCCCUCCCUCCUCUGGACAGCCCCCGCAUGGCGACCAUCCAGGAGGACCCCGGCUGCGACUCCCACCUGGACGAGGACGCCCUGGAGGAGGCGUUCGGGCGCUCGGCUCAGCGCUCGUUCGAGGACCUGACGGAGAAAAGCGUGAUGGGUCGCAGCGAGAGGGCGCUGCUGUUCAGACUGCAGAGACAACAUCAGAUCGACUCCAAGGAGACGCAGUGCUGAACGUCCUGUCCCACGUCUCACAGCUGAUCACAGGUUUGAUGGAAGAGCGACAGAAAAACGAUUUGAACGUCUUUAAUAAGAAACAACGUCUCCUGUUUUAAACCCGAUGCCUCGUCGUCUCUCGGCUGGAGCGUCCACUUCAGAAUCGUCUUCGUCUUCUAUCACAACGUAAACUUCGAUUGUGUCUCAGAGACAAAGCAUCAGUUCCACGUGACUCAGCGUGAGCGACACUUUGAGUUGUUCAGUGACGACUUCAGACUCCGUGGGCCUCUCAGAACGAACUGUAAUAACUCUGCAGCGCCACCAUCUGGUCAGUUUGAAUUUGUCCAAUACUUGGCUUCGUGACCACAUUCUCACAGAAGUGAUGCUGUUCUCACUGCGCUUCUUGCUCGUGCUGCUCGUGGUCACCAUUGUCAACAUGUCGCACAAAUUCAGACGUGCUCGUCUUUUUAUCGUCUUUUGCGAUGAAACACUGAACCGCUUUAAACCAGCUUCUGUCUCGUCCGAUUUCAGUUCAGCCUUUAGAAAAGCAAAGAAAUCUGCUUAGUUUUUUUGCAUUAUGUUAAAUAAAAAUAUCAAAUUUAUAUUUUGAACUAAAUCUCAGGUAUCGGUUCAGCUCACGUCCGAAAGUUCCUGUAAAAAGGAAACUGAUCUAAAAAAUGCCAAAUAUUAAACCUUCAGGUAUUAAAAGUAAAACCAUCAGUUGUUUCUUAGCAACCAAAGAUUCGUUGACUUCAGCUGCUCGUCCUCGUCUCAGCGCUAACGUUCAUUUUUAAAUGUUGGACAAGUGAAUGCGUUUGUUACUGAUUCAUCGACGUCGACGUCAAAAACGUUGGUAACAUAUUGAACUGAUUGUGAAAACCAUCGGAGUUUUAGCUCUGAAAGGUCAAAGGGCAUCAGUGACUGAUGACCGUGUUUUUACCGUUUAACGUGGCUGAAAGCGAUUCAGCAGGAAGUGUCGGUCACAGGUCAAAGUUUGUAUUUUAACUCAAAUCUUUUGUUUUGAGUUGAAAGAAUCUUGGACCAUGUGUCAUCACAUCUUUUUGAUUCUUAAAUAUUGAGUUUUACUCAUGAAUUUUUAUCGUUCUUACGUCUCGUGUUAAAGUCCCUAAAAAAACCCUGUUUUUAGCAUCUCUCUGGGAGUUGAACCCAGAGUGUUAGUGCCUUGCUCAACCCACUCUGCUACACAAGACUCUGUGGAUAUAUAUAUGUAAAUAUAUAUAUAUAUAUAUAAAUACAAACGUGGAUGUUUGAUUUUCUGUUUUUAAAACCUUGAUGUUCAACUUAAUCAAGUAAAUUUGAAUUCAUCUGAAACAGUUGAUUAUUGAUUCAUCAGCAGUUAUUUUUCUCAUCACUAAACUUUUUUCAUCAUAAUGAAUAAAAUGUAUUAAAGUAUUUAAUGAAAGGGACAUUUAAAGAAGUUACCUUUGUCAAUGUGAUGGGUAUUUUCUUUUUUAUUGACUAUUGAGGUUUUAUAGAUCAAAUGAUUAAUCAAUAACUAAAACAUAAAUAUUGGAAAACUGCUAUUUUUUUAUUACUAAAGUAAAAUCCCCUCAUAUACUUAAAAGUUCUACAUUUUUGUGUAAAAAAUUUGAACGAGAAUGUUUCAUAUAUUUUUCUAUUUGCUUUGGCAGAUAUGAGCUUCCUUAUUUUUCAAAUCAUAAUUUUUGUUUUGUCAAAAAUUGGACGUGUAUUUUAAAAUCCCUCAAAAAUAAGUUUUAAACUAAACCUCUGAAAAAACAGCCGUUUCUAAAUAAACAUGUUUUACCAGCAGCUUGCGUCGUGUCCCCAUGGCAACUGGUUCCUAAAAUCUGUGUUUUUUUAUCUGGUCAUAUUUUUGUGUAGUUGAAUAAACCCAGACUGUUGUUAAAUGUGUAUUUUUGUGUUGACAGUCGCAGCAGUGUGCCUUCUGUUCACGUCAGUAUUUUAAACACUGUGUUGUUUGUGUUUUUCUUUGCUGCUGAUGUGAAGAUUUUAACGUUUUAAUGUUCAGUUUCUCGUCGCUCAGUAAAGUGAAUUUAACGUUAAACAUCCUGAGCUGUUUUUUGUCAGUGUGGAAUUUAACGUCCGUCAUCAUUUCCCUGUUUGUUGUUUCAGGCUCAGCAGCAUUUUCAGAUUUAAUGUUCUAGUUGAAGAUUUCAAGGUUUUUAUUUAGUUUCUUGUAAUUUCAUUUUAUUUUGAAAACUGGAAAAAUCCAGUUUUGUCGAGAGCUUCUGAAAACGUCUUUAAAUCGCUAAAAUGCAUCGGUUCAUUAUUAUUAUUAAUAGUGAAAAAUCUGUUCUUCAGUCGAGGAGCUGGAACCAGAAAAUAUUUGACAUAUGGACAAACUGAUCAUUUGACUGAUCGCUGCGGCUUCAGUCAAACGACUUUUUAAACACUGAGACAAUCAGUCGAUUAAUUAAUGUCCAUCGAAAGAAAGUCGCCAGCAGAUAUUCUUACGAUCGAUGAAAAAUACUGAAAGUUUCCUUCUUUUGUGUUUGAGACAUUUGAGUUUUGUUUCAUUGAAUAAAUGAAGUGAAAUCAA